ACCAACAAAGUUUACACAGCGGACUCGUCGCAUUUCAAAAAAUCGAAUAAUCUCUCUCUCUCUCUCCUCUCUCUCUCUCUCUCUCACACACACAAAUUUUCAACUUCAGUCUCACAAAAUUUUUCCGAGGAGUCGCGGCCUUAGGGUUCCGAUUCGUAUCUCUAUCGGCCUCCUCAGAUCCUUCAAAGCCAUUCACAGCUUUCUUUCAUCUAAUGGCCUUCGUUUGAUGAUCUUCGUAUUCUGGAACGGUUCCCAAUGGAGGCUAGCAAUGCUAUAUGUGACUCAUUAAACAGGAUGAGCCCUGACAAUGAAGUUGACAAACAACUUCCUGCCGCUGAAGAAGAUUUUUCAGAGAAAGUGAGCGAGGUUCCUUUGAGUGGCUCUGAGAUUGCAGGUUCAAAUGGGACACCAGAAAUUGCUGACAGAUUGGAGGAUGGCAGAACCAGUAACUCAUUGAAUGAUGCACUGUUAGAUAAGACAACUGUACAUGCUGAGACUAAUGGUUCCAUUACCUCUAAGGAGCUUAAAGUGAAACAGAUAGAUCAGUCAAAGAAUCCUAAACCACAAAAGGGUGAAGGUAAGAUGAAAAAUGAAAACUGUUCUAGCCCCAAACAUACUGUGACAAUGUUGAAAAAGAAAGACCCAAAAGGCACAGAUACAAAUUCUAGUCCUUCAAAUGGUUCCUUGGCUUCAGAUUCACACCCAAAACAAUCAUUUGCCCUUGGAAUGAGGAGUAAAUCAACUAACGACAGGGAAGUUUCUGACAGCAAAUCCAAACCAACCCCAAACAUUCGCACUACCAAGCAGCCAUCUGGAAAAUGUGAUGCAGCAUCAUCUGCUAUGAAUGUGCUACAGUCUGAAGGCCUCAUGGAGAAAACAAAACUGAAUUCAUUGAAAAAGAGCCACCCAAGUAAAGCAGAAGGAAGCACAGAAUCUGCUCUAAGCCCCCGCGCAGGAGAGGCUAAACCUCAAAGAGUGGGUACUCUCCCAUUUUACAAUUUCAGUUUUAGGUGUGACCAAAGAGCUGAAAAGAGAAAAGAGUUCUACUCCAAACUUGAGGAGAAGAUUCAUGCAAAGGAGGUAGAAAAGAGUAACAUGCGAGCCAAAACCAAGGAAACUCAAGAAGCUGAGAUUAAAAUGUUGAGGAAAAGUUUGACUUUUAAAGCGACACCCAUGCCAAGCUUCUAUCAGGAACCUCCACCUCCCAAGCCAGAGUUGAAGAAGAUACCACCAACGAGAGCCAAAUCUCCCAAGUUUGGUAGAAAGAAGAGCUCCCCCUCCAAAGACUCUGAAGGAAACAGCGACCACAACUCCAGACCUGGUCGGUUAAGUUUGGAUGAAAAGUUGACCCCAGAUAACACUGCCAGAGGACCUCCACCCCAUCUUAAGAAGCCACAAAGGAAGUCCCUACCCAGACUGCCUUCUGAGAAAACCGUCAUAUCUAAUGAAUCUGCAUCUUGCACCUCAUUCACCGAAACAACAGCAUCUCAUAAGACCACAUUGCCCAAUGAGAAAAUUGAAAUUGUAUCCAACGUGCAAGAGGGAGCUCCUAAUGCUGAACCGAGCCACACGGAGGUCAAAGUGGAUAAUGUGCCUCUUGUCGAAGAUCACGCCCAGGUGACCUUGGUGCAGGAUUCAGUUGCAUUGGAGAAUUAAACUCAACAGGGAGGAAGUGGAGUAAUGAAGGCAAUGGAGCUGAAUUUGUAUGGAUUGCCCCCCCAAUCUCACCUUAAUCCUGAACGUCACAGGAGGUAUCAAUAAUUUCUUCGGUCGUUCAACAAUGAGGGCUUGAAAGAUUUUGUAUGAAGGGUGGUUAUAUUUUCUUGUCCAUAGGCAGCAGCAAGGUUUGCUCAUUUAAUGUGCAAUGGCUUUCAAGAUUUGCUUGUUUGGUCAUUGGGAUUGUGCAUCCUAUUGCAGCAUUGUACAAUAUUGUUCACCUGUUAUCCUAAUUUAUAUGCCUGCAAAUGUGCUUCAGUUUCUAGGUAAAA
Messenger RNA from Diospyros lotus (date-plum), 1988 nucleotides. Its product is annotated as protein WVD2-like 5. Lineage: Eukaryota; Viridiplantae; Streptophyta; Magnoliopsida; Ericales; Ebenaceae. Bases 256 to 1656 code for a protein of 466 amino acids. The record is from RefSeq and is a predicted model, not a curated record. Gene Ontology annotation, molecular function: microtubule binding. The transcript is spliced from 9 exons.